GGUCGGCCGAGCUGCGCGGCGGCCGCCGACCCUGCGAGAGCCCCGCCUCCGCUGCCCGCGCGCUGCGCCUCUCAGGCCUCUUUUCCAGAAUUUUGCGGCCCUUGGCCCACUCGGGAUCAUGGCGACGGCCGAGGUACUGAACAUUGGUAAGAAGCUCUAUGAGGGCAAAACAAAAGAAGUCUAUGAAUUGUUAGAUAAUCCAGGAAAAGUCCUCCUGAAAUCGAAGGACCAGAUCACAGCAGGAAAUGCAGCUAGAAAGAAUCAUCUGGAAGGAAAAGCUGCAAUCUCAAACAAAACUACCAGCUGUAUUUUUCAGUUAUUACAAGAAGCAGGCAUCAAAACGGCUUUCACCAGAAAACAUGGGGAGACAGCUUUCAUUGCGCCCCAGUGUGAGAUGAUUCCCAUUGAGUGGGUUUGCAGAAGGAUAGCGACUGGCUCUUUUCUCAAAAGAAACCCUGGCGUCAAGGAAGGCUACAGGUUUUACCCACCUAAAGUGGAGAUGUUUUUCAAGGAUGAUGCCAAUAAUGAUCCCCAGUGGUCUGAGGAACAGUUGAUUGCUGCGAAAUUUUGCUUUGCUGGACUUGAGAUAGGUCAGACGGAAGUGGACAUCAUGAGUCACGCCACGCAGGCUGUUUUCGAAAUUCUGGAGAAAUCCUGGUCGACCCAGAACUGUACACUGGUGGAUAUGAAGAUUGAGUUCGGUGUUGAUGUAACCACCAAAGAAAUUGUUCUUGCUGAUGUUAUUGACAACGAUUCCUGGAGACUCUGGCCGUCAGGAGAUCGAAGCCAACAGAAAGACAAACAGUCUUACCGUGACCUCAAAGAAGUGACUCCUGAAGGGCUCCAGAUGGUAAAGAAGAACUUCGAGUGGGUUGCAGAGAGAGUGGAGUUGCUUCUGAAAUCAGAAAGUGAAUGUAGGGUUGUCGUCUUGAUGGGCUCAACUUCUGAUCUCGGUCACUGUGCAAAAAUCAAGAAGGCUUGUGAAGCUUUUGGAAUCCCAUGUGAACUCCGUGUAACAUCUGCCCAUAAAGGACCAGAUGAAACCCUGAGGAUUAAAGCUGAGUAUGAAGGGGAUGGCAUCCCUACUGUGUUCGUGGCAGUGGCAGGCAGAAGCAAUGGUUUGGGCCCAGUAGUGUCGGGUAACACGGCAUAUCCAGUUCUCAGCUGUCCCCCACUCACCUCGGACUGGGGAGCACAGGAUGUGUGGUCUUCUCUUCGACUACCCAGCGGUGUCAGCUGUUCGACCAUUCUUUCUCCGGAGGGAUCUGCUCAGUUUGCUGCUCAGAUAUUUGGAUUAAAUAACCAUUUGGUAUGGUCCAAACUUCGAGCAAGCAUAUUGAACACGUGGAUUUCCUUGAAGCAGGCUGACAAGAAAAUCAAAGAAUCUAACCCAUAAGAAAGAACACUAUUGCAUUUUGUAGGGAAAACUAUACAUUUUUAGUUUCGCCGCGAAAUUAAAAAAAUCAGGAGAGUUGAACCAAAACCAAAUUUACUAAUGAAUAAAUGCUGCUUCUCCCGA
Messenger RNA from Lepus europaeus (European hare), 1519 nucleotides. RefSeq names its product phosphoribosylaminoimidazole carboxylase and phosphoribosylaminoimidazolesuccinocarboxamide synthase (gene PAICS). Gene Ontology annotation, molecular function: phosphoribosylaminoimidazolesuccinocarboxamide synthase activity. Gene Ontology annotation, biological process: 'de novo' IMP biosynthetic process. Lineage: Eukaryota; Metazoa; Chordata; Mammalia; Lagomorpha; Leporidae. The transcript has 9 exons. Bases 119 to 1396 code for a protein of 425 amino acids. The record is from RefSeq and is a predicted model, not a curated record.